CAGUGUGUUGGGCAGGGUUUGGGAAUUAACGGGCGUACUGUAGCAGUUAUUUUAAUCACUUCGAUCAAAACAAACAGUGAUUUAUCGACUACACUUCAGGCCUCGGCCUCAAGGUGGGGCAGAGCAAAGUGGGUGGUGGGGCAGGAAGGCCCAGCCCCCCAUCCUGACAAGAGGCCAGCUUCUGCUCCAGUAGCCCAUAGCCCCUUCAGGACCGAGCAGGGACCAUGAGCACAGGCAAGCCCAGUGGAAUCAAGCCUCCCAGCAAGAUAAGCAGGCCAACUGGGUUACCAACACGCACCUCCCCUUCUUCUGCUGCUCCAAAGCCUGUUCCUCCUGAGAAGUCUCCCACCCAGGAUGGAGCAAUGGAUUACCAGGUGGGGGAGAAGGUGUGGGUCAACGGCAACAAGCCAGGAUACGUCCACUUCCUGGGGGGCACGCAGUUUGCCCCAGGUCAGUGGGCCGGCAUCGUCCUGGAUGAGGCCAUCGGAAAGAACGACGGGUCGGUGGCGGGGGUCCAGUACUUCCAGUGCGAGGACGGCAGAGGUAUAUUCACACGGCCCUCCAAGCUGACCAAGACAGCCAUGCCAGAGAUGGAGGCCAACUGUGGGCAGCCUAACCCUGGCGAGACAGGAGCAGACUCCCCUACCAUUGCUGCUGCUGGGGCUGCUACUACCACUGGUAACAGCACCAAGACACCGCUGAGUAGAACCGUGACGGGCAGUGGGUCAGUGUCCAACCUCUCUGAGACGGACUCAGCCAAGAAGACCAGAAGUGAACUGAGACUGGGAGACCGCGUGCUGGUGGGGGGUAAUAAGGCAGGGGUGGUGAGGUUCAUGGGGGAGACAGAGUUUGCCAAGGGGGAGUGGUGUGGAGUGGAGCUGGACGAACCACUUGGGAAGAAUGAUGGAGCCGUGGCUGGAUCCAGGUAUUUCCAGUGCCUGCCGCGGUACGGCCUGUUUGCGCCGGUCCACAAGGUGACUCGUAUCGGCUUCCCCAGCACCCUGGCUAAAGCCAAGGCCUCCUCACGGAGACGCUCCGCCAUGAAGAGGAGUCCUAGCGCCUCCUCCAUGAGCUCCCUGAGCUCUGUCACGUCCUCUGUUAGUGGGAAACCCAGCCGUGCUGGCCUGCUGACCGAGACCUCGUCGCGGUAUGCACGUAAGAUCUCUGGCACUACAGCGCUACAGGAAGCCCUGAAGGAGAAGCAGCAGCACAUCGAGCAGCUAUUGGCCGAGAGGGACAUGGAACGCGGGGAGGUCGCCAAGGCAACCAGCCAUGCUGGGGAUGUGCAGCAAGAACUGUCACUGCUCACGAAUGUUCAGGAGCAGUAUGCUAUGGAGAUGGAGGCUAAGCUAGACCAACUGCGUAAACUGGUGGAGACGGCAGACAGAGACAAGGUGGAGCUGCUUAACCAACUGGAGGAGGAGAAGAGGAAAGUGGAAGACCUGCAGUUCACUGUGGAGGAAGCUUGCAUCACUAAAGGUGACCUAGAGACGCAGACCAAACUGGAGCAUGCCCACAUUAAGGAGCUUGAGCAGAGCCUUCUGUUUGAAAAGACCAAAGCUGACAAACUGCAGAGGGACUUAGAGGACACUAGGGUGGCCACAGUGUCUGAGCGGUCCAGGAUCAUGGAGCUGGAGAGAGAGGUAGUGGAGCUGCAGUUGAGACUACGGUCCUCCCAGCAGACAGAGGGCGCUGUGUCGCUGUCACCAGAGGAGCUCAGCAACCUCAAGGCCCGGGCCCAGUCCCAGGAGAAGAAGAUCAGUGAAAUGAGUGUGGAUCUGGACAACAGGCAGAAACAGAUUCGCUCUGUGGAGGAGGACAAAAUCUCCCUGGAACAGCAGCUAACCAGCCUGAGACAGAAACUGGACGCUGCAGAGGAAGACAACAAGACGAUGGCACAAACCAUGCAUGAGCUGGAGAAGAGAGUGGAGCAGGCGGGAAAAGAGAGAGAGGCACAGAGAGAAGAGAACCAACGCAAAGAGAAAGUGCUUCAGGAUAGACUGACGGAGGCUGCUGAGUUGUCAGAAAGGACCACCAACUUCCUGGAGCAUCUGACCAAUGAGAAGACGGCGCUGGAGGCUCAGCAGGUGGCGCUGAAACAGCAGAAUUCCAAAUUCCAGGAGGACCUUAGUCUCUCGCAGGAGCAGAGCAGCUUGGAAAACCAGCGCAUCGGAAAUCUGUGCAAGGAAAUUGAGGAACUGAAGCUGGCCAGUCAGAAGUCUCAGUACCAGCCAGACAUGAAAGACAGGGAAACUCUGUCCAACCAGGUGACAGGGGAGGAGAGAAACUUCCAGAAGACAGAUAAGGACAAGGAGCUGGAGACUCUGAGGAAUGAGAUUGCGGUGCUGCGAGGUGAGAACGCCAUGGCCAAGAUGCUGCAGUCUGCCGUGGAGGCGCUGGAGAGAGACAAGUCCCAACUACAGGGAUCUGUCACCAGCCUUGAGCAGAGGCUCAUGGGACAGCAGGCCUCCGAGGGAGGGGACAGUGGAGUGCCUUCCUCAGGUGACGCAGCUCUGGACCAGCUGAGAGAAGAGAAGGAGUUUGCAGAGGGACAGAUUAACUUCCUGAACAGUGUGAUCGUGGACCUGCAGAGGAAGAACGAGGAGUUGAAGGUGAAGCUGAAGAAGAUGGUUCUUGCUGAGUUCAACGGCAACGACGGCACUGACGGUUUUGAAGAGGGUGGAUCUAAGAAGGACAAGAAGGCUCCUCCUCGUCUGUUCUGUGAUAUCUGUGACUGUUUCGACCUCCAUGACACCGAGGACUGUCCCACCCAGGACCAGAGCCCUGACUCAGUGCCCCACUCUUCCUUCAAGGGCAAGCCCGCCGACCAACGGCCAUACUGCGACAUUUGUGAGGCCUUUGGUCACUCCACAGAGUCCUGCCAGGACGACCAGACCUUCUAGACACACUCCCACCAACAGUAUCCCUCCCCUGCAAGGCCCUAGCUUAGGUCCAGGCCCUGCACAGACAGCCAAACACCGACCAGACUCUCUCUGGGUUUUUGUAUCGUAUUUAUGUACGUCACAGUCCACUUAGAUAACUCUAAAUCCCCCACUACGUAAGACUCUCCUACUACUUCUACUACUUCCUCUCUCUAACUCUUCUCCUCCCUCUCCUCUCCUCCCUCUCAUUUUACA
This is a messenger RNA of Coregonus clupeaformis (lake whitefish), 3137 nucleotides long. RefSeq names its product CAP-Gly domain-containing linker protein 1. The record is from RefSeq and is a predicted model, not a curated record. Gene Ontology annotation, biological process: cytoplasmic microtubule organization; positive regulation of microtubule polymerization. The transcript is spliced from 20 exons. Bases 225 to 2903 code for a protein of 892 amino acids. Gene Ontology annotation, molecular function: microtubule plus-end binding. Gene Ontology annotation, cellular component: cytoplasm; nucleus; microtubule plus-end. NCBI's taxonomy places the organism in Eukaryota, Metazoa, Chordata, Actinopteri, Salmoniformes, Salmonidae.